This is a messenger RNA of Arabidopsis lyrata subsp. lyrata, 1243 nucleotides long. Its product is annotated as homeobox-leucine zipper protein HAT9. Gene Ontology annotation, molecular function: sequence-specific DNA binding; DNA-binding transcription factor activity, RNA polymerase II-specific. Lineage: Eukaryota; Viridiplantae; Streptophyta; Magnoliopsida; Brassicales; Brassicaceae. The record is from RefSeq and is a predicted model, not a curated record. The transcript is spliced from 3 exons. Gene Ontology annotation, biological process: regulation of DNA-templated transcription. Bases 189 to 1010 code for a protein of 273 amino acids.
CAAUUUCUUAAAAAUAUAAAAUAAAAAUACUUUUUUUCUCCUUCUUAAGAAGCCCACUUGGCUUCAUCUCCUCCCAUUAUCUUCUUAACUUCAUCAAACAAACAAAAAAAAAACUCAUUUCUUUUUCCUCUCGAAAUCUCAAAGAUAGAUAAAUUUUACAUAGGCAUAAUUUUUUCACUUCGACUCAGAUGGGUUUUGAUGAUUCAUGCAACACAGGUCUUGUUCUUGGAUUAGGUCUCUCACCUACUCCAAAUAAUUACAGUAGUGCCAUCAGACGAUCCUCCGGUUGCAAGCUCGAGCCGUCGUUGACUUUAAGCCUCUCCGGCGAUCCCUCGGUUACCGUGGUGACCGGAGCUGACCAACUAUGCCGUCAGACGUCAUCUCACAGCGGAGUCUCUUCUUUCUCAAGCGGGAGGGUGGUGAAAAGAGAGAGAGACGGUGGAGAAGAGUCGCCGGAGGAGGAAGACACGACGGAGAAAGUUACAAGUGAAUACAAUGAAGAUGAAGAAGGUAUUAGUGCUCGAAAAAAACUUAGGCUUACGAAAGAACAAUCUGCUCUUCUUGAGGAUAGCUUCAAGCAUCAUAGCACCCUUAAUCCCAAGCAAAAGCAAGUUCUGGCUAGACAGCUGAAUCUAAGGCCUAGACAAGUUGAAGUAUGGUUUCAAAAUAGAAGAGCUAGGACAAAGCUGAAGCAAACAGAAGUAGAUUGUGAGUUUUUGAAGAAGUGUUGUGAAACAUUAACAGAUGAGAACAUGAGACUUCAGAAAGAGAUUCAAGAACUCAAAACCCUAAAAUUGACUCAUCAGCCUUUUUACAUGCACAUGCCUGCAUCGACUCUAACGAUGUGUCCUUCUUGUGAGAGAAUCGGCGCCGGUGGCGGUAAUGGAGGAGGUGGCGGCAGCGUGGCUACCGCGGUGGUUGUGGAUGGAAGUACGGCCAAAGGAGCUUUCUCCAUCUCCUCAAAGCCUCACUUCUUCAACCCUUUUACUAAUCCAUCUGCAGCUUGUUGAAUAGUAGUAAUUCGUUUUUUAUUUAUUACUUAAAAUAUUAAAUUUUUUUUGGUGGCAAUUUAACUAGUAGGAAGAAUACAAAAACUAUGUUAGAAAGGGUAAGAUGCGUUUAGAUGGUCUCUUCUACAAUUCCCACUUUGUUUUUCAGUGGGAUUGUUGGUUUGGGAAAAAUAAUAGUUUGUAAUUAUUAUUUUAUUUGUCGAAAAAAGGUAAAAUAGUCUUCACUUUAAUUA